This is a messenger RNA of Prorocentrum cordatum, 2117 nucleotides long. The record is from the annotation of a GenBank genome assembly. Lineage: Eukaryota; Dinophyceae; Prorocentrales; Prorocentraceae.
CCCAGAAGCGGAGAAUUAUGCGUGUUCCAAUGGUUUUUGAAGCAUUCUUGCGCUCUCCCAUGUUCCGCCUCCCCGCGGUCCCGGACCGCGUCAGAGGCCUUUCAGAUCGCUGCAAGACGGCCGAAGAGGCUCCAAGAAGGCUCAGAGACGGCCCCUCCGUGGCCACUUUGGCUCAAGCGAGGCUGGCUCCAGGGCCUAGACGACCCCAGGCCCCGCUCCGCGGAGCGCGCGUGCCCCCGCGCGCGCGCCGCCGAUGUUCGACAGCUGCACCGCGGACAAUCGCCCCGAGAGCCGCAGGCCUGACAUCGACCAGGUGGAGAGGCGGUCCGCCAGGAACCUGGAGGCCAGCAACGCCGCCAUCUCCGCGCACAUCGGGGCCCUCUCGGAGCGGCUCCUCAGGCUGGAGAGGCACCAGUUCGUGCCCAACGGUCGCGGGUUCCCCGCCGAGCCUGCGCCGGCUCCCGCAGCGGGGGUCAAGCGCCCAGAGCUGGAGAACGAGCACGUGGAGACCCUGGGAGGGAAGGUGGACCCUGACGGCCUGCAGCAAAGCUACGCUGAGUUCAUCGCCACCACCAAGAAGCAUCUGAAUUGUGUCGGUGUGCACACCUGGAGCCUGUGCGCGGCCACGCGGGCCAACUCUGGCCCCGCGACCCGGUGCCUCGCGCUGGUGCCGUCCGUGUUGUUGCUUUUCAUGCAGUGUUUCUUGUUGCAGAUUAUGACCUUCGCGUCGUUGCACCCAUCUUGCAGCCUUGAUGCGGACUGCCGAGAGGGCAUGUGGUGCGCACCAAGCAAGGACUACAAUGGUUUCCGAAGAAGCCCGGGCAUGUGCGACGAUUGCAGGUGGGCCAGCAGCUUAGAGAGCCAGGACUACGAUAGCCUCCCUUCUCGAUACAACGCUGCUGCGUAUGCGGCCGCUGAAGAGACCUUGUCGGAGGCCGUCGCAUACUGCGAAACAGCCGACACCGAGCCAGACCGAUGCGAUUACCUGGUGAAUUUCCGGUCAGAGCUCACGCUGGCUCCGCUAGUCGUCUUCAUUUGCACAACGGGCCUGGUGCUGAUUUCCCUCAUCGCAGACAUGGACAGGCAGGCGCAAAUCGCAGAACUGCUCGAGCACCGGAUCAAGCACGUGGUCGCCGGCCCGAGGCUCUUCGUGAUCACCAGCGUGGCGUGGCUGAUAUUCGUUCUCAGGAUGCUCGUCCUGCCUGGCGUGGUCGUGUACGCCUACGCCGGCCUCGUGCUCGCCAGUCCCUGGGCCUCUGGAGUGUCGUUACCAGUGUCCUUCGUAAUCCAAGGGCUCGUCGUUUGCUUUGUCCACAACGUCGACGGCGUGCUCGCCCUCGCUUUCCUGGACGAGGAGGCGCAGGCGCUCAUCCGGAAGGCCUUCGCCGACAUGCAGGCGCACGAGUAUAAGGGCGAUGCUUUGGAUUUUGUGGAGUCCAUGGACCAGAAGCAGCUUCAGUAUUUCCUCCGUCGCUUCUUGGCACUUUGCUACGGUGUCCUGAUCGGUAUGAACGUCAUGAGCACGGAAUCCAUUAUGAACUCGGCGCCGCUGUUCAGGCUGGAUUGGGACGAGCUUCCGUCGAGGUUCGUCGAGAGCCCGUCGGCGAGUGCAUGCACCAACGUCGUGACCACUCUCAGCGCCACCACCAUCUUGUCGACCACUUUUUUUGCCCUGGUGUGGUGCUACACUUACCAGAUCACGAACUCGUUCAGACGCUGUGGUGUCCUCGACGUCGUGUUCGCGCCAGUGGUGACGCUGGUGACCAUGCCAGCGCUGUCCUUCUGCCUCCUAAAGUUUGGGUACACGUCGAUCUAGUUCGCGUAGAUAGGUUUGGAGUGCGGAUGUAUGGGAGGCGGAGGAUGUGGUGGAGGUACCCAUGGGAUCGGGCCCGAGCUGCGGCGUGCGCGGACGAGCACCUCAGGAGAGGACAAAGUUGCUUCCUGUCCAGCGCCCGAACGCGCCCGACACGCACGAGCUCUGACCUGCGCGCCUCGUCCAAUCCUGCAUUUUGUCUCGCAAGCCUGUAUCGUAGCAGGUCUUUUUGUUCCAGAGCUUGGCGAAGACAAGCCUUCGGGGGGGGACAAAAAAAAACUCAGAGACGGCCCAGUAGGCUCCC